This is a messenger RNA of Girardinichthys multiradiatus, 1075 nucleotides long. RefSeq names its product pre-mRNA processing factor 38A (gene prpf38a). Gene Ontology annotation, cellular component: precatalytic spliceosome. NCBI's taxonomy places the organism in Eukaryota, Metazoa, Chordata, Actinopteri, Cyprinodontiformes, Goodeidae. The transcript has 10 exons. The coding region runs from base 77 to 1009 and encodes 310 amino acids. The record is from RefSeq and is a predicted model, not a curated record.
GAAGUGUUUCUCAACGUUUUCCGUGUUAGCUCGCGGUUCCUCGCUGUUUACUGAAUGCUAACAGAGUUUCUCUCCGAUGGCAAACAGAACCGUUAAAGAUGCAAACAGCAUCCACGGAACUAAUCCACAGUACCUGGUGGAGAAAAUCAUCCGGACUCGAAUCUAUGAGUCCAAAUACUGGAAGGAGGAGUGUUUCGGUCUGACCGCUGAGCUGGUGGUGGACAAAGCCAUGGAGCUGAAGUUCGUCGGAGGAGUUUUCGGCGGGAACAUCAAACCGACUCCGUUCCUCUGCCUCGCGCUGAAGAUGCUUCAGAUCCAACCGGAGAAAGACAUAAUCGUGGAGUUCAUCAAAAAUGAGGAUUUUAAAUACGUCCGCCUGCUGGGAGCCAUGUACAUGAGGUUAACCGGCACCGCAGUGGACUGCUACAAAUACCUGGAGCCGCUCUACAACGACUACAGGAAGAUCAAGAUUCAGAACAGGAACGGAGAGUUUGAGCUGAUGCACGUUGAUGAGUUCAUCGAUGAGCUGCUUCAUGCAGAGAGAGUCUGUGACAUCAUCCUGCCGCGACUUCAGAAGAGACAAGUCCUGGAGGAAGCCGAGAUGUUGGACCCCAGGAUCAGCGCUCUGGAGGAGGACCUUGACGAAGUGGAAAGCAGCGAGGAAGAAGAUGAAGAAGAAGAAAAGCAGUUCGAGAGGCUGCCGAGCCCUGAACCCCACAGACGUAGUCACCGUGACAACGAACGGCCUCGCCGCUCCCCGUCGCCUCGUUACAGACGCAGCCGCUCUCCUCGACGGAGGAGCAGAUCUCCAAAGAGGAGAAGUCCGUCGCCUCGCAGGGACCGUCAUCGCAGUAAGAGCCCCCGACGACACCGCAGCCGCUCCAGAGACAGACGGCACCGCUCCAAAUCCCCCGGUCACCACAGAAGCCACAGACAUCGCAGCCACUCCAAGACUCCAGAGAGGAGCUCAAAAAAGAGCCACAAGAAGAGCCGAAGAGGAAACGACUGACCUUUGCUCUUUUAAACAGAUAUUUUUUUACUUUCUAAGCUCCCCCCCCCCCCCCCCCCCCCCCCC